CUAUAGGGCAUGCGCCACUUUCAGCACUGAUUGAUCCUGCAGCAGGAAGCAGAAAUGCAAUUGCAGAAUCACUUUCGAAUAUUGUUUGGGCUCCUUUAAAAGAUGGUCUGGAAAGUAUUUCACUAUCAGCCAACUGGAUGUGGGCUUGUAAAAACGAAGGAGAAGAUGCACGCUUGUAUCAAGCUGUAAAAGCAUGUUCAGAGUUUGCCAUCAGCCUGGGAAUUAAUAUUCCUACUGGUAAAGACUCUUUAUCGAUGAAACAGAAAUAUAAAGAUGGAGAAGUUAUCGCACCAGGGACAGUAAUUAUUUCUGCUGCCGGGCAUUGCGAUGACAUUACCGCAGUUGUAGAACCUGUUUUACGUAAAAGUGGUGGUGCUAUCUAUUAUAUCAAUCUUUCAGGAGACCGUUAUAAAUUAGGUGGUUCAUCAUUUGCACAAAUCUUAAACAAAGUUGGUACAGAAACACCUGAUAUUUUAGAUGCAGGACAGUUUAAAACUACUUUUAAUACACUGCAAGAAUUAAUUAAAGCUGGAAAAGUACAGGCAGGACACGAUAUAGGCAGCGGUGGUUUAAUUACUACGCUUUUAGAGUUAUGUUUUGCAGACCGUAACCUGGGUGCAUCCCUUGACCUUUCUGCUUUAGGAGACCAGGAUAUUAUAGAAACACUUUUUGCGGAGAACAUAGGUAUUGUAUUCCAGGCUGAUGCAAGCGCUGAAGCUAUACUGAAGGCAAAUGGCGUAGUUUAUCAUCAAAUAGGAACGGUGAACGAAACUGCUCAGUUAACUGUUAAAAACGCUUCUGGUAACUGGAGCUUUGACAUUGAUCAUUUACGUGAUGUAUGGUUUAAAACUUCUUACCUGCUUGAUGAAAAACAAAGCGGCCCGGUUAAAGCUAAAGAACGUUUUGAUAACUAUAAAAACCAUGUAUUAAAUUAUAGUUUCCCUUUAAACUUCGACGGAAAAAAACCAGUUAUUGACGCUGCUAAACCAAGACCUAAAGCUGCAGUUCUUCGUGAAAAAGGAAGUAACUCAGAAAGAGAAUUAGCAAAUGCGAUGUAUCUGGCUGGUUUUGAUGUGAAAGAUGUACACAUGACUGAUUUAAUUUCAGGCAGAGAAACCCUGGAAGACAUCCAGUUUAUAGGUGCAGUUGGUGGAUUCUCUAACUCAGAUGUUUUAGGAUCGGCUAAAGGCUGGGCAGGUGCGUUCUUAUACAAUGAGAAGGCAAAACAAGCGCUUACAAACUUCUUUAAACGUGAAGAUACUUUAUCAGUUGGUGUAUGUAAUGGUUGCCAGUUGUUCGUAGAACUUGGUCUGAUCAAUGAAGACCAUGAAGAAAAACCUAAAAUGUUACACAAUGAUAGUGCUAAACAUGAGAGUAUCUUUACUUCACUGACUAUACAGGAAAACAAUUCAGUAAUGCUUUCCACUUUAGCCGGCAGUACUUUAGGGGUAUGGGUUUCGCAUGGUGAAGGAAAAUUCCAUUUGCCAUAUGCAGAAGAUCAAUACCAUAUCGUAUCAAAAUAUGCUUAUGAAACCUAUCCGGCCAAUCCUAACGGAUCUGAUUACAACACCGCAAUGAUCAGUGAUCAAACAGGAAGACACCUGGUAAUGAUGCCGCAUAUUGAACGUUCAUUGUUCCAAUGGCAUUGGGCUAACUAUCCUGAAGGACGUAAAGACGAAGUUUCUCCAUGGAUGGAAGCUUUUGUGAAUGCAAGAGAAUGGAUUGAAAAAUUAGCGAAAUAG
This is a messenger RNA of Tuber aestivum (summer truffle), 1742 nucleotides long. NCBI's taxonomy places the organism in Eukaryota, Fungi, Ascomycota, Pezizomycetes, Pezizales, Tuberaceae. The record is from the annotation of a GenBank genome assembly.